Dentiscutata erythropus is the source of this 872-nucleotide messenger RNA. NCBI's taxonomy places the organism in Eukaryota, Fungi, Glomeromycota, Glomeromycetes, Diversisporales, Gigasporaceae. The record is from the annotation of a GenBank genome assembly.
UUCAAAAUAAUCCGGCUGUAAAUUUUGCUUACGAGCUUUAUUUAGCUAGUUAUGGCAAUAACGAUUUCACUUUACCAAUUUUUGCUAAAAUGAGAAAGCGCAAAGGAAAAGGUUUAGCUCAACGAACUCAUGACAAAAUUAAAAAUUCAAAUUAUCGAAACAGAGAGCAUACAAUCCUUUAUGAUGAAUACACAAGCGAGGAACAAUUUAAUUGCAAGCGUGACUUGGCCAAUAAUGAAAUUGAUGAAGAAGACAAUAAUAUUCCAAUGACUCUUGGAAUGUGGGCAAGUCAUCUAAUAACACUUGAUUUUGAGCAUUGUGAUCCAAAAAAAUGUUCCGGUAAGAAACUUGCAAGAUUAGGUAUUGUGAAGCUUUUAAAAGUUUCACAUAAAUUCCGUGGAAUAGUUUUAAGUCCACAAGGACAACAAGCUAUUUCACCUGCAGAUCGAGUGAUCAUACAAGAGCAUGGUUUAGCUGUUAUUGAUUGUUCUUGGGCGAGGUUAGAUGAUGUACCGUUUGCAAAAUUAAAGACAUUUAAUGACAGAUUAUUCGCAGUGAAUCCCACAAAUUACGGUCGUCCAUGGAAGUUGAAUUGUGUUGAAGCUUUUGCUGCUUGUUUUUAUAUUACAGGUUUUCCUGAGUAUGCACAACAACUUUUGUCUAAAUUUAAAUGGGGUUGGCUCAUGCUUAACAUUAAAUUUAGCGAUUUACUUAAGAAAUAUGCCAUGUGUAAAGAUUCUGGGGAGGUCGUAAAAGUUCAGAAUGAAUGGCUAAAAGAUAUUGAAGAAGAAUAUGCUCAGGCACGCGAAAAAGACUUGGAUAAUGAUUUAGUAAUUAAAGGUUCGGAUCAGCCAAUAAUAGAGGAUGACUAA